UAUGAUUAGCGUCAAUUAGAUCUCGUGUCAGACCGGAGACCUUGACAAAGGUCCCUAUCCUUUCAUGGCCCUUGAAGCAUCAAUGAAGGGAGGGGGUUCCAAUGGACAGUGUGUACCAGGUACUUGGGAGUUGUCUAGUAACUUGGACAGUAAAGGGGGAGGGACUAACUAGCUCAGGGCCCCAGGGACAUAUUUGCUCAGAGAUUGCUGCCUUCAGAAAGCUAGAAAAGCAGGAGGCUGAGGGCUGAAAAGGAGAGGAUGAGUAAUCCUAAUGACAUCAGGAACCCAAAGAUGGCAUGCUGCCAGGCUGUACUGUCAGUAAUGGCCAGAACUGUGCUGGGGCUCUGAACCUACAGCACAUCUUAUCCUGUCCCAUGAGAAGCUGAGCUCAAGAUCCAGCAUGCCCUUGUAAGUGGAAGUCCUACUACCUCAAGCCAUGGAGUCCUCUUUCUCAUUUGGAGUGAUCCUUGCUGUCCUGACAGUCCUCAUCAUUGCUGUUAAUGGACUAGUAGUCGUGGCUAUGCUGCUAUCAAUCUACAAAAACGAUGGGGUUGGUCUUUGCUUCACCUUGAAUCUGGCUGUGGCUGAUACCUUGAUUGGCGUGGCGAUCUCUGGUCUAGUUACAGACCAGCUCUCCAGCUCUGCUCAGUACACCCAGAAGACCAUGUGUAGCCUUCGGAUGGCAUUUGUCACUUCUUCUGCAGCGGCCUCUGUCCUCACAGUCAUGCUGAUUGCCCUUGACAGAUACCUUGCCAUUAAGCAGCCCCUCCGUUACUUCCAGAUCAUGAACGGGCUUGUGGCUGGGGCGUGCAUUGCCGGACUGUGGUUGGUAUCUUACCUUAUCGGCUUCCUCCCACUCGGAGUCUCCAUAUUCCAGCAGACCACCUACCAUGGGCCCUGCAGCUUCUUUGCCGUGUUUCACCCAAGGUUUGUGCUCACCCUCUCCUGCGCUGGCUUCUUCCCAGCUGUGCUCCUCUUUGUCUUCUUCUACUGUGACAUGCUCAAGAUUGCCUCUGUGCACAGCCAGCAGAUCCGAAAGAUGGAACAUGCAGGAGCCAUGGCUGGCGCUUACCGGCCCCCACGGCCUGUCAAUGACUUCAAGGCUAUCCGUACUGUGUCUAUUCUCAUUGGGAGCUUCACUCUGUCCUGGUCUCCUUUUCUUAUCACUGGUAUUGUGCAGGUGGCCUGCCAUAACUGCUGCCUCUACCAAGUGCUGGAAAAGUACCUGUGGCUCCUCGGAGUUGGCAACUCCCUGCUCAACCCACUCAUCUAUGCCUAUUGGCAGAGGGAGGUUCGGCAGCAGCUCUAUCACAUGGCUCUGGGAGUGAAGAAGGGCUUCACUUCAAUCCUCCUCUUUCUCUCAGCCAAGAAUGGUGGUCCAGAGAGGAACAGAGAAAGCUCCUAUCACAUCGUCACUAUCAGCCACCCAGAGCUCGAUGGCUAAGAUGGUAAGGAAGGAAAGUUUCUAAGUGUCUUUCCCAUUCUCAUUCUGGAUACCAGCUAAGAAAUAAUAUAUAACACCCCCAAAAUGAGAGAACUUGCCUCAGCAAAUUGAUCACCCAACCUUCC
This is a messenger RNA of Peromyscus leucopus (white-footed mouse), 1569 nucleotides long. It is a transcript of the gene Gpr119, whose product is annotated as G protein-coupled receptor 119. Gene Ontology annotation, molecular function: phosphatidylcholine binding; G protein-coupled receptor activity. The transcript has a single exon. NCBI's taxonomy places the organism in Eukaryota, Metazoa, Chordata, Mammalia, Rodentia, Cricetidae. Bases 437 to 1444 code for a protein of 335 amino acids. Gene Ontology annotation, cellular component: membrane. The record is from RefSeq and is a predicted model, not a curated record. Gene Ontology annotation, biological process: adenylate cyclase-activating G protein-coupled receptor signaling pathway; regulation of metabolic process.